Clunio marinus is the source of this 261-nucleotide messenger RNA. The record is from the annotation of a GenBank genome assembly. Lineage: Eukaryota; Metazoa; Arthropoda; Insecta; Diptera; Chironomidae.
AUGUCAAUUACGAACAAACCCUUCAUGACCAUUGAAUUUAAGGUGAAAGCAGAAAAAAGAGAAAAUUACGAUAUUUUUACCUCUACGACUUGCUUCAUAAUAGACAUUUUGGGGAUGGGAAAUGCUAUUGCUGCAAGGUGCGGCAACAACAGAACUCUAAUGUUUGGCAUAGUCGAGUUGUGGAGGCAAAAGCAGAAAAAUAAUAAAAAAAAACUUCUUCAUUACAUGAUAGAACACGCCAAAGCCAAAGCGCAAAGCUAG